CAGCAUAAAUUCUGAUUUCUCAUUUGCUCGUUUUCUGGACGCGCACACACACUCUCCGGCGGCAACAUCCCCCGUCUCCGCCGAAUAGAAGCUAGGGUUUCAGAGAUCGCCGCAUAUCUCCUCUCCCUCCUCGACUCCUUAUAUAAAACCUAGUCAGAAAAGGGAAAAAGGGAAGUGAGGCAGAAAUGAUGGAUUAUGGGGCAGCCGAACAAGUAGGCGCCGUGUUUUACGGCGACGAUCAAGAGGAAGAUGAACUUCAGUAUGAGGAAGAAAACCAAACACAGCACUAUUCAGUAGCUGGAGGAGAUCCGGGAUUGCCCCGCCCAACUCUCUGCUUUGAUGAUAGCGCUCCAAACCAAGAACUGAAGCAUUCAACCGAUGAUUCCUCUUGUUCAGCUGGAAAGCUCUUUGUUGGAGGAAUUGCUUGGGAAACGUCCGAAGAAACUUUUAGCAGGUACUUCAGCAAAUAUGGAGAACUAAUUGAUUCUAUAAUAAUGAUGGAUAAGUUAUCGGGAAGACCGCGAGGUUUUGGAUUUGUUACAUUUGUUGACGCAGAGGUUGCAAACAGGGUUCUAAAAGAAGAACAUGUAAUAGAUGGUCGAGUGGUGGAAGUAAAGAGGACUGUACCUAGGGAGGACAUGCCACUUAGAGGAGGCUCUAAAACAAAGAAAAUAUUUAUUGGUGGUAUUCCACUCUCUCUAAAUGAAGAUGGAUUGAAGGAAUAUUUCUCAUCAUAUGGCAAUAUUAUCGAGUGUCAAAUUAUGGUUGAUCACAAUACUGGUCGGCCCAGGGGCUUUGGUUUCAUAACGUUUGAUAAUGAAGCUGCUGUUGAAAAGGCUCUAUCUGAUGGGCACAUGCAUGAAAUUAGUGGAAAACAAGUUGAAAUUAAGAGGGCCGAGCCUAAAGGAGCUGGUGGUAAUCAUCCAAGUGAGAGUAGAACACGUCGUGGUGGGAAUAGUUCAAAAUCAUAUGGCAAUUUUAACAAUGUCACAGAGGAAUAUGGCAUUGGGUAUGGUGGAAAAAUGGGAAAUGCUUACGGUGGGUAUGGAGGCUAUGGUGCUUAUGGAAACUAUGUGGGGAAUUAUGGAAUGAACUCUGCAGGAAUGUAUGGUGCAUAUGGAGGAUAUGGGUAUGGGUUUGGAUUUGGUGGGGCUAUGUAUGGUGCUAUGGGAUAUGGAGGGAACCCCUAUGGGACUUCUGGUAAUUAUGCUGGCUCCAGUGGGUAUGCUGGUGGUAGUGGUAAGGGAUAUGGCAGUGGUGGUGAUGGCAGUUUUGGAAGUGGCAGGGGAGGAGGAUAUGGAAACAGUGGCGCUGGAGCAGGGAGGUUUCAUCCUUACAGGAAGUGAGAUAUUGGACCCUUUUUGACGUUUUUCUUCUUAUUUAUUUUAAUUGUGUUUUAGAUUAAAGUACUUUUGUUCUCAACAACUAACCAGUUGUGUAGAUGUAUUAGUUGUCUUGAUUGUUUCGUUAUAUACUGCAUUGUACCGUUGAACAAACCCAACUGCUUUGUUAGAUCCUUUGUGGUUUCUUGGAUUGGCAUAUUGUGGAGACCCCUAAUUCCUCAUUGCAGGUAUGUUAGGCAUCCCACAGAUAGUUGAGAGCAUGCAAUAUUCUCAUAGAAUUGUGUAUAGCCAACUCUGAGUCUUCUUUAGAACCAAUUCUUGUUGUAUUUAGAUACAUUAUUUCUGGUAGCUGACUGAAAAAAGAUGUAGCCUUUCUGGUGUUUGUGUUGGGUUCAUUCUGGCAGUGAAUCUGUGUUCUUG
Molecule: messenger RNA, 1763 nt
Organism: Cuscuta europaea
Lineage: Eukaryota; Viridiplantae; Streptophyta; Magnoliopsida; Solanales; Convolvulaceae
Source: the annotation of a GenBank genome assembly